Molecule: messenger RNA, 387 nt
Organism: Priceomyces carsonii
Lineage: Eukaryota; Fungi; Ascomycota; Pichiomycetes; Serinales; Debaryomycetaceae
Product: RNA-binding signal recognition particle subunit
Exons: 1
Coding region: 1-387 (128 amino acids)
Biological process (GO): SRP-dependent cotranslational protein targeting to membrane
Cellular component (GO): signal recognition particle, endoplasmic reticulum targeting
Molecular function (GO): 7S RNA binding; endoplasmic reticulum signal sequence receptor activity
Source: RefSeq, a predicted model, not a curated record
AUGGGGAGAAUGAACAGGACAGAGUUCAUCACUGAGCUCACUAGCAUAUUACAAAAUAAUGAAGGUAAAUCAUCAGUUUACUUGACACAAAAGAGACUUUCCGAUGCAUUAUUAGUGGACGACGAAACCAGCAUUCACGAUCUAUCUUCAAAUGUAAUCAGUGAAAACAAUGAGUUCAAAGAAAACACGGAGAAGUAUUCAAUAUUGAUAAGGGUUUCGAUGAAUACAAAAGCUAAAAAGCAGCCUAAAGUAAAGUUGUCAACGGUGGUUGAUGUAGACAAUUUGGAAGUUUUUUGGAAUGAAUAUUCUCAAGCUUUGAAGGCAGGCUUUAUGGGACUAAAGAAAAAGGAAAAGAAGAAAGUAAAGAAAAGUAAAAUUUCAAAAUAA